Prunus armeniaca (apricot) is the source of this 1788-nucleotide messenger RNA. The record is from the annotation of a GenBank genome assembly. Lineage: Eukaryota; Viridiplantae; Streptophyta; Magnoliopsida; Rosales; Rosaceae.
AUGUCGUAUGUGCCUCCACACCUAAGGUCAAGCUCAACGACCACCACCACCACCACCACCACAACCACCACCACCACCGAAACCUCAUCUGUAACCCUAGACGAUCAGAGCAAGCUCUCGUACCCCUCCUCCAACUCUCACUUCAACAACGACAAGUCGUCCGCCGCUUCCUUCUCCAGCUUCUCGCACUCCAAUGCCUCUCGCUGGAGCUCCGGCGCGCUCUCCACCGCCAACAGAGCUCUCGCCCGGCCUGACGCCGUCAUCCCUCAGUGGAAGCCCUCCGAACGCGUCCUCCGCAUGAAGCCUGAACUGAUUGAAGAGGUUUGUUUGCGGCUUAAUUUGGAUGUUUCUGUUAGUCCAGACUCUGCUCCUGCUCCUGCACCAAUUGAGUCUUUUGCAGAUAUGUGUUUGCACCCUAGCAUCAUGAAAGAUAUUGCAUACCAUGGAUACACCACGCCAACAUCCAUUCAGGCUCAAGCCAUGCCAGUUGCCCUCAGUGGGAGGGACCUAUUAGGUUGUGCUGAAACUGGCAGCGGGGAAAACGGCUGCAUUCGCCAUCCCAAUGAUACAGGUCCGAGGCUGCGUUAUUUGAUAUUCUUAUGCAGUCUGGACGUUAUGCCUGCUAAGUGGCAUUGCUUGGCUCAACCUCCUGUUCAACGUGGUGAUGGACCACUAGCUUUGGUAUUGGCCCCGACUAGAGAGCUUGCCCAACAAAUAGAAAAAGAGGUCAAAGCUUUUAGUAAAUCUCUUGAGUCCUUCAGAACUGCCAUAGUUGUGGGUGGAACCAACAUAGCUGAGCAGAGGUCUGAGCUACGAGCAGGAGUUGAUGUGGUGGUUGCUACUCCUGGACGAUUUAUAGAUCAUUUACAACAAGGGAAUACUUCCGUCACUAGAAUUUCAUUUGUCGUUCUGGACGAGGCUGACAGGAUGCUUGACAUGGGUUUUGAACCACAGAUAAGAGAGGUGAUGCGGAACCUUUCUGAAAAGCAUCAAACUUUGCUAUUUAGUGCAACUAUGCCUGAAGAGAUUGAAGAAUUAGCCCAGGAAUACUUAACUAACCCAGUGCAAGUGAAGGUGGGAAAAGUGAGUAGCCCCACAGCAAAUGUAACUCAGACUUUGGAGAAGGUUUCUGAGAGUGAGAAGACUGAUAGGCUUUUGGCUUUGCUCGUAGAGGAGGCAUCUCGGGUUGAAAGAUCUGGCCAUCCCUUUCCCUUAACUAUUGUAUUUGUUGAAAGGAAGACGAGAUGUGACGAAGUUGCUGAUGCCUUGGUAGCACAAGGGUUGCAUGCAGUUGCUCUUCAUGGUGGUCGUACUCAGGGUGAAAGAGAGGCUGCUCUACGUGAAUUUAGAAAAGGCACUACCAAUAUUUUGGUCGCCACUGAUGUUGCAUCUCGUGGUUUGGAUGUCUCAGGAGUUGCUCAUGUUAUCAAUUUGGAUCUUCCAAAGAGCAUGGAAGAUUAUGUACACCGGAUUGGAAGGACGGGAAGAGCAGGAUCAAUGGGACAAGCUACUUCCUUUUACACUGAUCGUGAUAUGUUCCUUGUGGCAAAUAUAAAGAAAGCAAUUGCAGAUGUUGGAUCUGGAAAUGCUGUGGCUUUUGCAACUGGAAAGACUGCAAGAAGGAAAGAGAGAGAAGCAGCAGCUGCUCAAAAGCAAGCUAGGGUUGCUCUAUCAAAGUGCUCAAUAACGGGACCCACAUCCGUAAACAUUGAGGACAAGUAUAGGUUCAUGAUUGCUGAUUCCAACAGUAAAAGAGAAGGUGCUGCAGAUAGUGCUUGGGACGACUAA